AUGAACGAUAUACGCCUGUUGAAGGAUCAACAGCGUGAGAAACAUCCCGGGUUCGAUUCGUACAUCGAGUGCAUGAGCCGAUCACUGUUCACGGGACUAGCAACGUUCACUCUUGGGUUUUCCGGUGUCUACUUUUUGCAACAGAUUGGGCAACGAUAUCUUCCGUACACAAAAAAGGUAAACAUCCUGGUGGCGGUCAUUGUUGCAACCGGUGCUUCUUACAAAGUGACAUCGGAUCGAACCCGUGCCUGCCAGGCACGGUGGAUGGCCGUAGAGGAAAAGUACAGCGUGCUACAAGAGUCGACUAGCUCGGAAGUGUUGGAAAGUAUAACUGGUCGAAAAUAG
Molecule: messenger RNA, 345 nt
Organism: Anopheles nili
Lineage: Eukaryota; Metazoa; Arthropoda; Insecta; Diptera; Culicidae
Product: transmembrane protein 141
Exons: 1
Coding region: 1-345 (114 amino acids)
Source: RefSeq, a predicted model, not a curated record